GCAAAUGACAUCCAGCAUACAGAAAACUUUGAGCUACCUCCUAACUUUGCUCCAUCGUCUGUUCGGCAAUGAUACCAGAUUGACGCAGCACGCCGGAAAUGCUCGAAAGGAUGACCUGCCAACAAGAGGAUGAUGGAGAAUUCUGCAGAUUGGCGAGGGCGAGUGCACUGCUGGUGAACAGCAAAAAUGAACUCAGUGCACGACUGCAACAGUUUGUGGAGGAGAGGAUGCAGACCACCAUGCUCACAGGUGUGCUGAUUGGAGCUGUAGUCGCCGUCUCCCUGAUUGGGAUUGUGGUGCUUUUCCUCUACAGGAGAUUGAAGCUUGCUCGUGAAAAACAGCCUGGUGUACCUCAGUAUCGCUUCCGAAAGCGAGAUAAAGUGCUCUUCUAUGGAAGGAAGAUGAUGCGAAAGGUCCAGACGCUGUCAUCGAUUCCUCCUCCCAACUCUGCCUCAGUAACGAAGCAACCGCAGCGCAUACGCAAAAGAACCAAAGUUCUAAGCAUAGCUCGCAAAAUCCUGAGGAUCCGUAAAGAUCCUCCCACCCUGCAGCCUAAGGAACCUCCCCCCUCCCUGCUGGAGGCGGACCUAACAGAGUUUGAUGUGCAGAGCUCAAACAUGCCCUCAGAGGUCCUCUAUAUGCUGAAGAAUGUCAGAGUCUUGGGCCAUUUCGAGAAGCCCGUGUUCCUAGAGCUGUGUCGCCACAUGGUGUUUAUCGAACUGCAGGAGGGUGAAAGUCUUUUCAGGCCAGGAGACGAUGACGAUAGCAUUUUCGUUGUCCAGGAUGGACGACUCGAGCUCUACAUCCACGAGAACGAUGGUACUGAACCAGUGGUGAAGGACGUGCUCCCAGGAGACAGCGUCCACAGCUUGCUCAGUAUUCUGGACAUCAUCACUGGUUAUCCAGCUGCAUACAAGACUGUAUGUGCGCGGGCUGCAACUCGCGCAACCAUCUUGCGGUUACCGGCAUCAGCCUUUAAGUCUGUGUUUAAGAAAUAUCCAGAGACGCUUGUUCGCGUCAUUCAGAUAAUCAUGGUGCGCCUCCAAAGAGUCACCUUCUUGGCGUUGCAUGACUAUCUGGGCCUAACAACUGAGCUCUUCAAUCCGGAGAGUCGGGCAGUGCCCUUGUCCAACGUAAACGGUGUGAUGGGAGAUGCGACGUCUGUGAAGACAACUCGUCGGUUGUACUUCCAGGACGAGUUACCCACUGGGACCACGGAGAGCUCCACAGAGACAGAUGGUGUAAAGGACAGUCCUUCAAACGGCUACAGGAAGCUGCGAUCCACCUCGAUGCCCACCGACUGCACAGGUAAUGACCUGAACAUGGCUUGUGAACGAGCUCGAGUCACCAUAGAUGAGGCUCCACCCAGUCCCGUCGCUCCCAAAUCCAGUCUGAAGAAGACUGUGACAAUGCAGCCCACACCCUCUGAAGUGUUUCACUACACAGACAGUGGGGGGCACUCUGAUGCCAUCUACCUCAGUAAGAGUUGCACAAUCCUCCAGGCUGCUAAGAAGGACCUGCUGGGAAUCAUCCAGCUGCAGGACCCCAGUCUACUUGAUGGCAGAGUGACCCUCCAUCAAGUCAAAGCUGGUUCUGUGGUGGCUCGUCAGGGAGACCAGGAGGUGAGCAUCCAGUUCGUGAUCUCUGGCCUCCUCCAUGUCUACCAGCGGAUAAUUGACCGUGAAGAAGAGACGCGUCUGUUUGUGACGCACCCUGGAGAGCUUGUCGGUCACCUUGCUGUCCUGACCGGAGAGCCCCUCAUAUUCACUGUUCGAGCCCAGCGAGACUGCAGCUUCCUCUCCAUUUCAAAAACCCACUUCUAUGAGAUAAUGCGCGUGGAGCCAAAUGUUGUGCUGAAUGUUGCUCACACGGUUGUGAGAAGGAUGUCACCCUUUGUCCGGCAGAUAGACUUUGCUCUCGACUGGAUGGCUGUGGAAGCUGGCCGGGCGGUCUACAGGCAAGGAGAGAAAUCGGACAGUACUUUCAUAGUGCUGAGUGGUCGACUGCGCUCUGUAAUCAUGAAGGAAGAUGGAAAGAAGGAGCUCGUAGGAGAGUACGGACGCGGCGACCUGAUUGGAGUGGUGGAGACCCUGACCCAUCAGAACAGAGCCACCACAGUGCACGCUGUACGAGACUCUGAGCUGGCCAAGUUACCAGAAGGAGCUCUCAGCUCCAUCAAGAGAAAGUUCCCACAGGUUGUCACCAGGUUGAUCCACUUACUGGGACAGAAGAUCCUCCAGCAGGUCAAUGGUCCUCUGACAGCUCGCAGUUUCACUGGCAGUAAGUGGGAUGCAGGGAACCAGGCCUCCAACCUCUCCACUGUGACCGUCCUGCCUGUAUCAGAAGACGUGCCUCUCACGGCCUUCACCCUGGAGCUGCAGCAUGCACUCAUAGCAAUAGGUCCUACUCUUCUGCUGACCAGUGAUGUAAUUAAACAGCGACUGGGAGCUGCAGCACUAGACAGUGUCCAUGAGUAUCGUCUGUCCAGCUGGCUGGGCCAACAAGAAGACCUCCAUCGCAUAGUUCUUUACCAGACGGACUACACGCUUACCCCGUGGACACAGCGGUGCAUUCGUCAGGCUGACUGCAUCAUUAUUGUGGGACUAGGAGAGCAGGACCCUGUCGUUGGGGAGCUGGAGCGUAUGUUGGAAGGAAGUGCAGUGCGUGCCCAGAAGCAGCUGGUGCUUCUGCACAAAGAAGACAGCCCCCCACCCAAAGGAACUGUGGACUGGCUCAACAUGCGAAGCUGGAUCUCCAGACACCUCCACCUCUCUUGUCCCCGAAGGGUCUUCUCUAGGAGGCGCCGGCCCAAACUGUUGGAGCUGUAUCAACGUGUGUUUGAGAAGCCAGCCGACCGUCACUCAGACUUCUCACGCUUGGCUCGAGUCCUUACGGGCAAUGCUAUUGCUCUUAUUCUGGGAGGAGGAGGGGCCAGGGGCUGUUCCCAGGUGGGGAUAAUGCGAGCUCUCUGUGAGGCCGGCAUCCCAGUGGACCUUAUUGGUGGCACGUCUAUCGGUUCCCUGAUGGGGGCACUGUACGCCGAGGACCGGAGCCACAGCCGCAUGAGGAUGAGGGCCAAAGAAUGGGCGAUGGAAAUGACAUCCGUGUUUAAGAAGGUUCUUGAUUUGACGUACCCGAUCACCUCCAUGUUCUCCGGUGCUGCCUUCAACUCCGGCAUUAGCAAUGUCUUCAAGAGCAAACAGAUUGAGGACCUUCGGAUCCCGUAUUUCAAUAUUACAACUGACAUCACUUCCUCUACCAUGAGAGUACACACUGAUGGUUCUCUGUGGCGGUAUGUUCGUGCCAGCAUGUCUCUGUCUGGGUAUCUGCCUCCUCUCUGCGACCCCAAAGAUGGACACCUGCUGAUGGACGGAGGCUACAUCAACAACCUGCCUGCUGACGUGGCACGCUCCAUGGGGGCCAAAGUGGUGAUAGCUAUUGACGUGGGCAGCCGGGAUGAAACCAACCUCACUAACUACGGCGACUCGCUCUCAGGCUGGUGGCUGCUAUGGAAACGCUUCAACCCCCUCGCCGAGAAAGUAAAGGUGUUGGACAUGGCAGAGAUCCAGACUCGGCUGGCCUACGUGUGUUGCGUUCGGCAGCUGGAGUCUGUGAAGAGCAGCGACUACUGCGAGUACAUCAGACCUCCGAUCGACCGAUACGGAACACUGGAGUUCGGCAAGUUUGAUGAGAUUGCUGAGGUGGGAUACCAGCACGGAAAGACUGUGUUUGACGUGUGGAUUCGCAGUGGAGUGGUGGACAAAAUGUUGAAAGACCGACACCAGGAGGAGUUCCACAACACCCGAAGCAAGAACAAUGUGGUGUCAUGUCCCAAUGCUUCCUUUACUGACCUGGCAGAAAUUGUGUCCCGCAUCGAGCCCGUGAAACCUGCUCUGGUGGAUGAGGAGUCAGACUACCACACAGACUAUGAAGAGGAGGCGUUGGAGAGCGCUCUGUCUGACAUGGAGGCAUACAAUCACUACGGAGAGCACACUGAAGGGGAGGAGACUGCUGACACGGACGAAGAGCUGCUGGAAGGGAGACGUCUUCACCGCAUUACCUCACUCUCCAGUAGCCAUCCCCAGACUCCCACCAUCUCUGACAGUCCAUCAAACCAGGAAGUCCUCUCCAAACCGCCCAUUAAGUGAAGACAAGUCUCAUGAACUUUGGCCAAUCGGGUCAUCGCAAUUUAAUGUUCCUGCCCCCCCCAGUCUUCUGCCCCUGAGACUGUCGGAAUGACUGCAUUUACCACUUCGCCGUCUGUAACCCGGCCUCGUUAGCUGUGUGGCCGACACAACAAAUGGCAAUACAGGCAGCUAGUGUCACAUUUCCUCAGCUGCAUAUCCAAGAGCAGCUGCAAAUCUAAUCAUUUCUCAUAUUGACAGUUUCUGUGAUUUGCAUCUUAUGAAACUGCCAUUAAGAUCAGAUGCAUACUUAAUAUAUUCAAAAAAAAAACCUGAAAAACGACUUUUCAUAUUUAAGCCAAGAAUGUAUACAAGCUAAGCCCUAGAUGAUUUUAUGCACAAGCCACACCAGCUGGACAAUCACUCCAAUAAUGAAAUGCAAAAAUACACUAAAAUAGUUAUAUAGCCUUGUUGAACAUGCCUCUGUCACUUUACCAAUUUUAGAGUUAACCGCAUUCACAACUAGGGCUGCAACUAACGAUUACUGUGAUCUUUAUUUAUCUUUUGGUCUGUAUUAUGUCAGAAGAUGGUGAAAAAUUGAUCAAAAUUUUUCCGAGAGCCCAAGGUGAUAUCUUUAAAUUGUUUUUGUCUAACCAACCGCAGAAAAUACCCAAAGAUAUUUAGUUUACUCAAAGUAAUUCCAGGCAACAAAGCCUCUCAUCUGAGAAACAUCAAAUGUUUGGCAUUUUUGCUUCAUAAAUGGCUUAUUAAUUGGUAAUCAUAGUUUGUUGAUUGACUAAUUGUUUCAGCCCUAAUCGCUUAAUUACCAGAGCCCUAGCAAGACUGCAUAACAAACAUUUUUGAUGAGGAUUCCGUUAUAUUGUUUCUGAAAGAAUUGUGAUCAAAUUAUUUUUUUGAAAAACGUUGUCUGGCCGACAAAUUAUGUAUUGGGGGGGAUUGUACUGCAAUUUCUUCUUACUCAGCGGCCAACGCACGUUGAAAUACAAAUAUAGCUGCAAGAAGUUAAUAUCAGUCGGCCGAUUUAUCCAUCGUGCUCUAAUCAUAAGAAUAUCGAUGCAAAUUUUGGAUUUAAUUUUCUUCCCGCUUGAUCUAGCACCCUGUGAGCCUCACCAUAUGAAGCUGUGAUCUCAGCUAAUACUGGUGCUACAGUACAGCAGCCUUACAUGUGUAGACGGUAGAGAGACCCUGUGAUGCACAAUAUGGGGAUCCCAUAUGGUGUUGGUUAAAUGGAGUCUGGAGACAGAAUGUGAGCGCAGAGCGGAUGUUAGCUGACCAAUGAAGUAAUGGUGUUUGCACUGGUGUUUUGUCGUACUUUUGGGUGGUUUCCAAAAACCAAGCACAAUGAAUUGAUGUUGUCUGGCAGAAUGAAUGCUUUGCUACUUUAUUAAAUGCUGAUGUAAUGUGUGGAACUGUGCCAUAAAGUUAAUGUUACAAAGCCUUAGAUGACCCGUACGGGGAAAAAAACACUCGUGCCCUCAUUUAGCAUUAGUGUACAAUGAUGAAUGUUUACCACUAAGCCUGUACUGUAUGACAUCUUGUCUAUACUUGUGUUAUUUGAUAACUUUUUUGAUAAUCAAUUGUUACUAAGAAA
Molecule: messenger RNA, 5736 nt
Organism: Anarrhichthys ocellatus (wolf-eel)
Lineage: Eukaryota; Metazoa; Chordata; Actinopteri; Perciformes; Anarhichadidae
Gene: pnpla7a
Product: patatin-like phospholipase domain containing 7a
Exons: 36
Coding region: 99-4148 (1349 amino acids)
Biological process (GO): lipid metabolic process
Cellular component (GO): endoplasmic reticulum
Molecular function (GO): phosphatidylcholine lysophospholipase A1 activity
Source: RefSeq, a predicted model, not a curated record